UUCGGAUCAGAAGAUUGCAGGUUCGAGUCCUGCCGCGGUCGAAAUUUUGAUGCUCUGACUGCAUUUCGUCGCGUUUCCUUCAGUAAAAUGCAGAACCGUUAGCGACAUUUGACUGAUUUGACUGCUAUACGACAAGGAGUUUUAUUGUAGUGGUAAAUUAAGUCCAGGCCAUCCUCUUUACCUUGAAAUAAUUUUAAGCCCAGCUUCCUGAUGUGGAUGUGAAUGUAGUGACUGAGGAGGUCGGUCUCAUUUCACUGCAACACCUGGCUUAUUCCAGCUCUAUUUACAGCUACGCGUUCCCCGAAUGGUACUUCGCUUUGCUUUACACAUCUACGAUCAUGAAACCAGCGAUAGCGGAUGACACGGAGGAUGUUGAGCUGGACUUUACUGCUGACGAGCAGGAGAGGGCGCGGAGAAGCGCUGUCGUAAGACACCCCCUUGCCUCAUUUUUCCACCUGUUCUUCCGAGUGGUUGCCAUUGUUACCUAUUUGCUCUGUGACUGGAUCAGCGAGAACUUUGCAUCAUGUUUUGUCCUGAUCAUCACUCUGCUCUCUUUUGACUUCUGGUCUGUCAAGAAUGUGACUGGCAGGCUGUUGGUGGGGCUGCGCUGGUGGAAUCAGAUCGACGAGGAUGGAAAGAGUCUCUGGUUGUUUGAGGCCAAAAAAACCUGCCGGGGCAAUAACAUUGGAACAGAGGCAGAGGCAAGGAUAUUUUGGUUGGGUCUCAUCAUCUGUCCUCUCAUUUGGACGUUCUUCUUCUUCACCUCCCUCUUCUCCCUGAAGAUUAAAUGGCUGUCACUUGUGGUAGCUAGUAUUUCCCUCCAAGUGGCUAAUCUCUAUGGCUACCUACGCUGCAAGGCAGUGGGAGACAAUGGCCAGCCUUCAGACACCCGCUCUUUCAUUGGACAGCACCUCCUGCAGCGUCCAGACAUAAUCUUUGGAAUACUAUGAAGAUGACCUCCUGUACCUGUACAGCCACUCUGCUGUGCUUAUGUGUGUGUUCAUGUGUGUGUCUCUCUCUGUGUGUGUGUGUGAGAGAGAUAAAGAGGGAGAUAGAUGAGUGCUGCCUCAUCUCCAAAGUUCUAACAAGCUGCAUCUACUUGAAUGGCUGUGUGCCUUCCUUGUGCAUGCCUUAUGCUGCUGACUGUUCAUUCCCAUGUUGCCCAUGGAUUGGUCUGGCUAUUAUGUCAAUAAAAGAUAAGUGCAUUUAAAAAAA
This is a messenger RNA of Siniperca chuatsi (mandarin fish), 1215 nucleotides long. RefSeq names its product Golgi apparatus membrane protein TVP23 homolog A-like. The transcript is spliced from 7 exons. The coding region runs from base 339 to 950 and encodes 203 amino acids. Gene Ontology annotation, cellular component: Golgi membrane. Lineage: Eukaryota; Metazoa; Chordata; Actinopteri; Centrarchiformes; Sinipercidae. Gene Ontology annotation, biological process: protein secretion; vesicle-mediated transport. The record is from RefSeq and is a predicted model, not a curated record.